Onychomys torridus (southern grasshopper mouse) is the source of this 1479-nucleotide messenger RNA. RefSeq names its product serine/arginine repetitive matrix protein 2-like. The record is from RefSeq and is a predicted model, not a curated record. The coding region runs from base 1 to 1242 and encodes 413 amino acids. Lineage: Eukaryota; Metazoa; Chordata; Mammalia; Rodentia; Cricetidae. The transcript is spliced from 3 exons.
AUGCUGUGCACUGACCCUGUGGAAAGAGCUCAGGGUGAGAGAAGUGGUCGGGAACUGGGAAUGGGAGGGCUACUUCAGGUGCUGAGCACAGAAAAGCAGGGAGCUCGGGCUCGGCGGGUCCCCCUCACCCCCGAGGGGCAGGGCGCGGUGGGUCACCGCAGCCGAGCGAUUCCAACUUGGCCUCGGCGGCGGCGAGGACCGCGGAACUUGGCCGCGCCGGCGCCCCCGGCUGCUCGCCCGCCCGCCCGCCCGCCGAGCGCCGCCCCGACUUCCCGCCCAGCUAGCCGCGGCGGCCGCCGCCCAGCCCCGCGCGGGUCCGAGUCCCGCCGCCGCCGCCGCCGCCGCCGCCGCGUGCCGUGGGGGAGGGGCCGCGCCACCUCCGCCCGACGGGUCGGGAGAACAAAGCGGCGGCGGCGGCGGUGGCGGCGGUGGCGGCGGCGCGAACUUUUUCUCCGCGUCUGCUCCGCGCUCCCUCGGGCGACUACUUACAGAGGCGGGCUUCGGAGGAAAGUCCGCGCGCGCCGGCGCCCGUCCGCGUCCGCAUCCGCGUCCGCCCGCGUCCCGGAGCAGGAGCCCGCAGCGAGGCUUGCACGGACCUCGCACGAUCCCGCCCGCCCGCUCGCUCGCUUGCUCGCUCACCCGCCCGCCCGCCCGCGCCCCUUCCUCCCGCCCGCGCCCCUCCCUCCCUCCCCGUCCCGUCUCCAGGCCGGAGGGCGGGGGGCCGGGGCGCGCGGGCGGGGGCGCGCGGCCCGCGCGGGGCCUGCCGGGAGCUGUAGUUUCCCCCCACUACCCCGCCGCCGCCGCCGCCGCCGCCGCUGCGCGCUGCGGAGGGUCCGGCUCCCCCGGGGGAAGGGAGAGAGAGAGAGAGAGAGGAGAGGGGGUUUGGGGAGGGAGCGCAGAGGCUCGGCGCCCCUGGGAAGUCCGACCUCCUCCUCCAGCUCCCGCGCCGGGGACCGUCGAGCGCGGGUCCCGGAGCGUCUGGAGGGAGGAACGCGCGGGACUCGAACUCCGCUUUGCUAUCCGCUAGGCAGGCGAUGGCGGUCGGGGGCGCGCGAGAGAGUUGGGGCGCGCGUGGGUGGGUGGGGGGAACCACCUGAAACGCGGUGUCCCGGCGUGGAGGACCGUGUCUGUGCUGUCUCACUCCUCCUCCAAAGUUCUCCCUCCGGCGUUGCUCCCCGGUGGCCGCGGUCACCCCGCACAGCGAGCGGACGUAGCCAGAGCCCUUCACCUGCGGCACAGUAAAACUGGAGACGCUGCUUGCACGUGCCUUGCGUUUCCUCUUGAUCGCCUUGCAAUUAAAAGCGAGAGCGUGUGGCCCUGGCUACCAAAAAAAAAGUUCCAGUCGGCAGUCAUGCAACCGAGGCUUCCACCUGCGCUGCGUGGAAAUGAAUGCAGGGGAUAGAAGUGGAGCCCGAACCGGCAUGCUGACACCCACAAGGUCACCAAUGAGCUAAACCAUUGGCUGUGCUACUAGCUACA